Passer domesticus (house sparrow) is the source of this 2453-nucleotide messenger RNA. It is a transcript of the gene CCDC13, whose product is annotated as coiled-coil domain containing 13. Gene Ontology annotation, biological process: non-motile cilium assembly; cytoplasmic microtubule organization. The record is from RefSeq and is a predicted model, not a curated record. The coding region runs from base 141 to 2177 and encodes 678 amino acids. The transcript has 13 exons. Gene Ontology annotation, cellular component: centriolar satellite. NCBI's taxonomy places the organism in Eukaryota, Metazoa, Chordata, Aves, Passeriformes, Passeridae.
GCGCUCCCGUUGCCAUGGGCACCGCACCGGGCCCGCAGCGGGAGCCGGGGCCGCCUCUCCGCUCCCGCCGCUGCCCCGCACGGAACGGGGACAGCCCGGGACACCCUGCCCGUGCCCUCGGGAACGCCGCUCGGUAAACAAUGGAGCCAGAGGUAAAAGUGAAUGAAGAUUUCAAAAGCCAGUUCAAGGCUUAUCAGGAGCAACAGCAAAGGCGGCUGCGAAACUUGCUGGAGACCAAGAAGGAGAAGCAGGACAGGCAGAAGAGCACUGGCAGCACAAAGGAGACUGUAAGAGCCCUGAGUGAUCUAAACCUCUUUAAAAAAGGACCUCCUGUAAAGGAAGAUGCCAGCAAAAGUUUUCUCGAGGCUGAGAAUAAGCAGCUGCAGGAUCAGCUCCGAGAGAUCCGGGAUGAGAACUGCAGGCUCUACAGACUGACAGCAGAGCAAGAGUUUGAAAUAAAGGAGCUCCAGAAAAGAGUACGGGUGGAGAAGUUGGCUCUGUCAGAGGUGUCUGGUUUGACUGGAGACGUGGCUGCCACUAAAAUCGUUGAGUUGGCCAAGAAAAACCGGGAGGUGACAGCUGAGUUUGAGAGUGAGAGAGCCAAAGUGAAGCAGCUGAAUCACAGAGUCAAGGAGCUGGAGAGAGAACUACAGGCAGCUGCAGAAAAAAUCCAUUGCCUUGGUGGUGAUGCUGCAGGAAUCAAGGACUCAGCUCUGAAAAAGCUGGAAGGAGACUUGGCUGAAAAUCCAGAGGUGAAAGCACUGCAAGAAAAAUUGAACACAGCCAACUUAAAAGUGACAGAAUAUCGGAACCAGCUCCAGAAUUUGAAACAGGAGCUGAAGCUGACCCAAAAGAUUUUAGCCAAAGAAGUUGGGGAAGAUGUGAAUAUCCAAAGUCUCUUGACCAAUUCUGGCAACUGGCGUGGACGAGCUCAGCAAAUUCUCCUUCUCCAAACCAAGGUUCAUGAGCUGGAGCAUAAACUGAAUCACCAGAAGAUCAGAGCUUCACUGCUUGAGAUGGAUGAGGGAUUGCUGGCAUUUCCUGAUCCAAGGAAGUUGUCAGUCCAAGAGAAGAACUUGCUGAAGAUUCGCAGCUUGGAGAAAGAAAAGAAGGAAUCUUUGGAGAAACUCUCUGAGCAACACAACACUCUCCAAAAAAACCAUGAGGAAUUGAAAAAAAAACUUGAUGCUUCAAGAGCCAGGAACCAAAUGCUGUGUGGAGAAGUGAAGAUGCUGAAGGGACAGAUUGGAACCUUGCUGGAGAAAGGGAAACAUGAUGAUGAGCUCAUACAGGCCUUGCUGAGCCAGCAGAAGCAAAUGCAGGAGAUCUUAAAGGGCCUGAGCCAGAAGGAGAACAAGGAGUCUCAGCAGAUGAUGGGGCACCACUUGAGCCAUGAGAUUCAGAAACAAAACACCCUGAUAGAUGAGCUCAGGGGGUUGGUGGCUGACAGAGAAGAAAAGGUUAAAAUUCUGGAGAAGGAGAUUGGACAGCUCACAAAUAAGAAGAAAUCUGCCCAUCCACAGAACAAGUCAGGAGCUGCUCCUCCACUAUGCUAUGAGUACUCAGGAUCACCUGAGGGGUCAGGCAGCAGCAAGGCUGGGAGCACAGAAUGCGCAGUGUCCGCGAUGGGCCACGUGCUCGUGGAGUCAGCAGCCACAGAGCCUUUCUUCCUCAACCCACCUGGAAGGGGGGAGGAAAGCAGCGACAAAGUCACAGAAGCUGAGAAGAAGCUCCAUGAAGAGCAGUGGCAGAGUGACAGCUUGGAACAGCAGCUUGAAAAGCUGCAGGUGGAUCCAGGGAGCAGCACAACUGCCCAGGAGCUUGCCCUGAGGAGCAGAAAAGGUGAAGGGGAGCCCUCAGCCACAGCCACAUCCCCUAUGUCACCUCUGGGCUUUAUAGACAGUGACAACAUUGGGGCUCCACCUGCCAAAGCCAGCCCAGUGCCUGACCUUGCACGUGGUGAUGGGACCUGCUCAGAGCCAGCAGCAAGGCAGGAGGCAAAAUCCUGGCUCUUCUUCACUGAAGAGGGUUUUCCCACAGCUCUGAGGGGGACCAGGAGUUUUGCAGGGUGUUUCCAUGGGAUAAUUGCAGGAGAAAAAGCUUUCCCCUGCUCUGUGCUGCCCCCAGGCCCAGAGCUCCCUUUGCACUCGUGCCUGAGGGAUUCAGCUGAAGGUUAAGAGCAGAAUUAAAGGACAUAUCCCAAUUUAAGGCCUGUCAGUGCCUAUGAAAAACUAUUGCUGGUGAUGAAGUAAUUAGAUCUGGUGUAAUUUAUUAUCCCAUGAACGUGAUAAUCUCCUGCUAUAAAUAUGAAAGCCUCCCUGGCAUAGUUAAAGAAGAAGAAUUCAUGGAGGAUGUUAAAUUUUUAUUUCCCUGAUCAGAUACUUUUAUUGCUUGAGGAUUCUGAUUCUGUAAAGUGUCUAAACCAAUAAAAUGGCACAUAUUCUUAAGGAAAA